AUGAGCUCUAUGGACUCUGACCACGGACACAAACGAUUCUGCACUCUUCUGCACGUGUUGGUCUCUCCCGGUCCCAUGAAGCUGUUUGUGCACCGCUAUGCCAUCCGCUAUGCCCUCCGCUUCCCCAGGCAACGGAAGCUGAACGACUUCGUGAAGUCGGAGCUGCAGCGCCUCAGCUCGCGCCUGGACGCGACCGAUGCGCGGAUCCAGCGACUCAUCAGUGGUGAGGCACCAGCGAAUCCUAAGCAGUUCAUGGAAUCUGCCCGUGGCUUAUUCAAAUCAGAGGACCUUCACUCUCAGACCUCGGAGCCACCGAAGGACAGCGGCACCGGACCGCGCCCCGCCGUGCGCUUCGCGCCCGGCGCGGCCGGCCGCCGCCCGGCGCAGCCGGAGCCCCGUCUGCCGAUGAGCCGUCGGGGCUCGGCGCCGGCGUUGCAGACGGGAAAUGCCUGGAAGAUGGGGCCAGAUCACCUGGAGGUCAAGGCCCAGGAGUUGCACAAGGCCUGUCAAAAGGCUCCGCCGCAGGACGUGUGGACGGAGCCGUCGGAGGGCAUCACCUCCACCGUGUUGGAUCACGCGGAGGAAGCGCUGCGCCGAUGCUUCGGGAAGACCAAGGAAGGCCAGCGCUACGCCAACAACCCCUUGUUGGGCCUCAAUGCCAUUUUCAAACGUCUGGAUCAGAAUCAUAGCGGCAAAGUGGAUCGCACGGAGUUCCUUCAGUUGUGUUCUAUUCUGGACUUCAACGGAAGCACGGAUUUGAUGAACGCGCUCUUCAGCCGAUACGAUUUGGAUAGGUCAAAGUACCUAUCCAUAGAUGAGUUCGGCCGCAUGCUCUUCAAGUUGGAUGGAGAUCCUCAUGGAAAAGCCCUGAGCACGAUUGCCAAGAUGAGAGAAGCCUUAGCUUUGAGAGCUGGUGGCUUUGAGACCUUGAAGGCCAUGGCGAAUCAGUUUCGCAUCAUGGAUCACGAUAAAUCGGGCGAACUCACAAAGGAGGAGUUCAUGACGGCUCUCGAUGUGUUCUUCAAUUGCUUCAACCUGCGUUUCAACGCCGCCGAAAAGCUCAGCCUCUUCAGUACCUUCGACCGUGAUGGCUCUGGUACUGUGAGCUACGACGAGUUCAUCCGUGGUGUUCGUGGCGAGAUGAAUGACUUCCGUUUGGAGUGGGUGAACAAGGCCUUUAGUGUCCUGGAUAAGGAUGGCUCUGGGGUGGUGACCACGGCGGAAAUGUCGCAAACCUACGAUGUCUCGGCCAAUCCGGCCGUUCAAAGUGGCAAAGUGACGCCGCAGCAAGCCAUUGCGCAAUUCAUGAAACAUUUCGAUCAAAACUCCGAUGGUCAAAUCACCCGCGAGGAGUUCACUGAGAACUAUGAAUGGGUCAGCGCUUCCAUUGAUAGUGAUGACUACUUCGAAUUGAUGAUGCGAAAUGCUUGGCACAUAGCAGGUGGUGAAGGCUGGUCCGCGAACACCUCGAACCUGCGCGUGCUGGUGAAGCACACACGUUCACCCGAUGAGGUGGUUUGCGUGCUCAAUGACUUGGGCCUUCCACGAGAUCCAGCCCUGCGCACGAUGGAAGUGGUGAAGCGCUUGAAGAGCCAAGGGGUGAUGGAUAUCGCCAAGAUCGAGUUUUGCGGCUGA
Messenger RNA from Durusdinium trenchii, 1635 nucleotides. The record is from the annotation of a GenBank genome assembly. NCBI's taxonomy places the organism in Eukaryota, Dinophyceae, Suessiales, Symbiodiniaceae.